AUUCUUGGGGGUUCUUGACGAAGGAAGAUAACGGACAGUGGGCACCCAUUGUCCUCUUGUUCCUGGCUUGAUGGAAAAGGAGUAUGGCCAAGUUAGUGUUGCUGAAGGAGAACUUGGGCAGGAAGCAACUGGCGAUGCUGGAAUUGGAGAGGAAGCUAAUGAAGUUAUUCCCCUAAGAAAGUCAGUGUUGGGCAAAAGGAAAAGCGUGGCUCAGCCACCCAAAAGUAGAGCGCGUAGAGUUUUUGUUUCACCAACUAACAAGCAAAGCAAGGCCAAACCACCCAUGCCUUCCAAGACAAGAACUACCAAGGGCAAGGAGGUGGGUGACGACUGUGACAGUGAUGAGAGUUCAUGGGGUGACCCAGAUCCCGAGGUGAUUGAGCGGAUCAAGAUAUUGCGACCCAUUCGUGGUGCAGCUUCUAGUGAAGGCUUUGGUCCUAUUCCCAUCCCUGGCAAUGACAAAGUUCCAUCAAAGUCUAAAGAGGCCAAAAAGGUAGAAGCUUUGACACUGAACAUGAAGGAGGCUUUGGCGAAUCCUGAUGUUCGCUGGAAAAUAUUGGCUAGAGAAAUAGGUGAGCCUCCACUUCCUGAUGACAUACUUAGUUUUGUCGACUCUAUCAUUGAUUGGAGUGAUCUUACUUCCUUCAUAGCCAAGUUGGUGAUGAAGGCCAAAGCUAGCGAAGUUUCACUGCAGAAGCCUUUUAUUACCAAGGGAGGUGUGAGGGUGUCAUAUGGCAUCUCAAGCAUGGAAAAAAAGCCUGGAGCAGCAAAGACUCAACCUGAAACAUCAAUACCAAAGCCGCGUCCCAUCAAUGAGUUGCCUCCUUUCUACGCUAGCGAUUUUGAGCUAGUCCUCGGGGGAUUUAUACCGAAUAGGAGAACUGAUGCUAUCACUGAUGAGAAAGGUGUUGAGAAAGGGAAGGUCAUCGAGAAGGGCAAAGAUAUAAGCUUUCAAGGUAGCAUUGACAUGAACAAGCCUACCCUCGAAGAAUUUGAAUUGGAUGUAGGCAACACUACAAAAAAGCCCGUUCCUGAUAAAGGUAAGGUGGUUGCUGACAAACCAUCCAAGAGCUCAGAGAAGAGAAUUGUUGAUACAACCGAGGCUGCUCAAGAAUCUAAAGAUAUGAAUGAGGAUAGAGAUGUGUCAAUGGCUCGAUUCGACUUGGCACCAAUGGGUGGUUCACGAGUAAUGGGUAGAGAUGCCAUUGAUGAUGUCGAGAGCAUAAACUUUGAAGUUGGUGCAAUUCGUACACACUUGUCAAAUUUGGCGAAGGCUUACCUCGGAAAGACUAAGUUUGGCAUGACUAGGAAUGACAUAGUUGAGAGUUUGGAUGAACAGAUUGAGAAACAAGUGAAGCAUAUCAAGGAGAUGGAGAAAUCUCUGGAUGAGAUGAAAGAGCUCGUUGCCAAGCUGGAAGAAGGCCUGGUGUCAGCCAAGGCAUACCUGGGAUCACUCAACCAAGACAAAGAACGUCUGAAUGCCAGUGGUAUAGCCGAGCUUCGCAAGCCUUGUAUUGAGGUUGUUAAGACCUUCGGAGAUGAGCCUAGCCAUUUUCUUCCAUGACGGGCUGUGUUUGUCCCCACUUAUUCUUUAUUCUUUUUCCUUUACAUUGUGUUGACUAUUGGCGGUGUCGCCACGAUGUAACCCUUUAGCUGUAUUUGCUCUAGGUUGAACAUCUUUGCUUCCAGCGAAGUUUGAACCUUGCUUGUUUGUUUAUUUUCUUGCUUGUAUCUUUCCAUUGUUUUGUAUCUGAACAAAUAAGUUUGCAUCAU
Messenger RNA from Rubroshorea leprosula, 1773 nucleotides. The record is from the annotation of a GenBank genome assembly. Lineage: Eukaryota; Viridiplantae; Streptophyta; Magnoliopsida; Malvales; Dipterocarpaceae.